Messenger RNA from Adineta steineri, 1089 nucleotides. The record is from the annotation of a GenBank genome assembly. Lineage: Eukaryota; Metazoa; Rotifera; Eurotatoria; Adinetida; Adinetidae.
AUGCAAUAUCUUCAUGAUACCUUCAAAGAAAACAAAACACUUAUCAAAUUGAACCUCGAAGAAAAUCCUGGUAGCUACUGUGCAACUGUGAGUGCAGCAAUUCAAAUAUACAAUGAUAAAACAAUCACUAAAAUGGAUCUUCAUGGGAAGAGUAUUGGUGGCAUUACGAUGAAAUUUUUGACUGAUGCACUAAUCAACAAUGAAACAAUCAUCGACUUGGACCUUUCCUGGAAUAAAAUCGGAAUUAUUGGAACAAAAUAUUUAAGUGAUGUAUUACAAACGAAUCAAACACUUAUCAAGUUGGACCUUUCUCAGAAUAAAAUCGGAGAUAUUGGAAUAAAAGAUUUAGCUGGUGCUUUAAAAGACAACAAAGUACUCACCAUUCUUGAACUCGCUUACAAUAAAAUCCGAAACAAUGGAGCACAGUAUCUUAACGAUGCCCUCAAAGAGAACAAAACACUUAUUAAAUUGAACCUCGAAGGAAAUCCUGGUAGCUGUUGUACAACUGUGAGUGCAGCAAUUCAAAUACGAAAUGAUAAAGCACUGGUUACACUUGAUCUUUCGAGCAAUGCAAUUGGAGAUAUUGGGGCACAGCAACUAUUUAAUUCAUUGGAAACCAACAAAACAAUGAGAAAACUGAGAUUAACAGGGAAUAGGAGUAAAUAUUGUGAAGCUGUUGGAACAGCAAUUGGAAUACGAAAUGAUAAGACACUCACCAGUAUAGAUCUUCUAUGGAAAGAAUAUGGAGACAAUGAAAUAAAACUAUUGGCAAAUGAAUUAUACAACAACAAAACAAUCACUGAGUUGAACCUUCAGGAAAAUAAUAUAAGUGAUAUUGGAAUACGAUACUUGGCUGAUAUGUUACGAAACAAUGAGACACUUACUACACUUAGUCUUCAAUCGCAUCAAAUUGGAGAUAUUGGAGCACAACACUUCGCUGUAGCCUUGCAAAACAACAAAGUAACGAACUUUUUGAGUCACUUGAUAUUGACUAAUCUUGAUUGUUAUACGUUAGAUACUCAAAGAAUUGAACCUUUACAACAACAAAGUAUCGAUCAAACUACAAGAUCAUUUGAAGAUGAACGAUGA